Rhinolophus ferrumequinum (greater horseshoe bat) is the source of this 4150-nucleotide messenger RNA. RefSeq names its product WW domain binding protein 1 like (gene WBP1L). Lineage: Eukaryota; Metazoa; Chordata; Mammalia; Chiroptera; Rhinolophidae. The record is from RefSeq and is a predicted model, not a curated record. The coding region runs from base 209 to 1243 and encodes 344 amino acids. The transcript is spliced from 5 exons.
UGGCGGCGCCGUGGCGGAGGAGCAGGAGCAGGAGGGGGAUGGAGAGGAGAAGGCUCCUGGGAGGCAUGGCGCUCCUGCUCCUCCAGGCGCUGCCCAGCCCCUUGUCAGCCAGGGCUGAACCCCCGCAGGGAGACCGUUUUUAAUGUGACUCUUUCUCCGAAGUAGAAGUAAACCAUUUCCUCGAACAUUGUUGAACUUUUUACUGGCAAUGGAUCUCUGGUACUGGUCUCUAGACAAACAGGCAUACAAGGAUAAGGAAACCUGUGUGGGUACCAACAAUCAAAGCUACAUCUGUGACACAGGACACUGCUGUGGACAGUCUCAGUGCUGCAACUACUACUAUGAACUCUGGUGGUUCUGGCUGGUGUGGACCAUCAUCAUCAUCCUGAGCUGCUGCUGCGUCUGCCACCACCGACGAGCCAAGCACCGCCUUCAGGCCCAGCAGCGGCAACAUGAAAUCAACCUGAUCGCCUACCGGGAAGCCCACAAUUACUCAGCGCUGCCAUUUUAUUUCAGGUUUUUGCCAAACUAUUUACUACCUCCUUAUGAGGAAGUGGUGAACCGACCUCCAACUCCUCCCCCACCAUACAGUGCCUUCCAGCUACAGCAGCAGCAGCUGCCUGCACAGUGUGGCCCUGCGGGUGGCAGCCCCCCAGGCGCCGAUCCCACCAGGGGUUCCCAGGGGGCACAGAGCAGCCCCUUGUCUGCGCCCAGCAGAAGCAGCACGAGACCUCCAAGCAUCAUUGCUGACCCUGAGCCCUCUGACAUGCCAGCCAACCCAGCAGCCACCAAAGCCCCUGGAAUGGAGCCCAGCGGCUCUGUGGCCGGCCUGGGGGAGCUGGCCCCUGGGGCCUUCCUGGACAAGGAUUCCGAAUGUAAGGAGGAGCUGCUGAAAGAUUACAGCUGCGAGCUGGGCAGUAAGGACAAGACGCCUGGCAGACAUCGCCGCUUCACGGGCGACUCGGGCAUUGAAGUGUGUGUGUGCAACCGGGGCCACCACGACGACGACCUCAAAGAGUUCAACACGCUCAUCGACGACGCUCUGGAUGGGCCCCUGGACUUCUGCGACAGCUGCCACGUGCGGCCCCCUGGCGACGAGGAGGAAGGGCUCUGCCAGCCCUCCGAGGAGCAACCCCGAGAGCCUGGGCACCCCCACUUGCCACGGCCACCCGCGUGCCUGCUGCUGAACACCAUCAAUGAGCAGGACUCCCCAAACUCCCAGAGCAGCAGCUCCCCCAGCUAGAGCAGGCCCUGCCUGUACCCGGAAACUUGGUAAAGCAACCAGGGUAGGGGGAACCACGAGAGAAGCAUUAAGUGACUUUCACAGAAAGUGGUAUAGCCACUUGGUUCUUUUUCCUUGUUCUUUUUCUUUUUUUCCUCCCCUCUGCUCCUGCAUUUUCCUGUAUCUCCAGGGACAGUUGGGGGUAUGGAUGCCUCUUCCCCCACAGAAGCACAGUGCUGUGGAGGGCUGAGAAGUCGGUUCUGUGACUCAUUCCUCACACCCCACCCUCGUCCCCUUUCCCCCCUUUUCCAGUCACAUCUCACUCUCAGCUUGGGUUGGAGAGAUGUGUUUUAGGAGCCCCCAAAGAAGGGGGCUGAGACUGUGCACUGGGGUGACUCUUGGUGAUGGAAUGCAUUUUUGGUGGUAGCAUAAGAACCUCCUGUGUCUCAAUCUUGGAGAGGUGGCAGGUCUCGGCCGUGGGUGAAGCAGGAAGCCCGCAGCGACCCAGGGUUUGUCGUCACCCCUUGCCACCAGAAUUGGGCUCAUUCUGUGGGAGGAUGAGAGCUGAUGGGCAGUUGUUUGGUAGGUUGGUGGGGGGGCUUGUUGUGCUCUCAAAUUCCAGGUGACGGGAUCGAUGCGUCAUGGUGCGUCCUUGAUGGGCCCUGCCCAGCAGGUUCUACCCGGCUGCAGACUGGUUCACGUGUAGAAGAUUCUACUGUCUUCUUCUCUUUGUUUUUUCUUAAAAAAUAAAAAUAAAAACAACAGCAAGCUGAAAACAAGAACUCUACCAGUGAGCAGGCAAGAAUUCUGUUCUGGAAAAGGGAAAUUUAUGGCUCUUUCCCAAGUUGGCCUUCAAAGAGCCUGGCCGCAGUUGAGGCAACAGGAGGUGUUUUGUGCACCGGCGUGGGUGAGGGCUGCUACCCCUGGCACUUCUAUGGGUGCACAAGAGGCCCUGAGCCGUGGUGGUGGGCAGAGGUGCAGCUGUCUGCAUCUCUGCCCUUUGGUCGGUGCACACAGGUGACCAGGGCCCUCCCCCAUCCCAAGCACACAGUCUGUGGGCCUUGGCGUCUCACUGUUUUCUGAACAAAUGCGGCUGUGGGUCCUGAGGGUGGACAGCCCCACAGCCUGGCUCGCCCACAGCCUUUUCUCUUGAUUCUGAAUAAGGUGUUUUUUUUCUUUCUGUUUUUUUGGUGUUUUUUUUUUCCUUUUCUGUUUUUAAACUGACCACUUGGAAAACAUGCCUUGGUUAUCUGUGGUUUCAUGCCCUUUCCCUGCCCCCGGUGCCCUCCUGCCCCGCGAGUGGGGUAACUAAUUGCUGUAGCCUAUGUAACGAGUCUAGCUGGUCCGGGGAGGGGGGUGCAGGCAGCCGUCCAGAAGGACCCCAGGACCCGUCUUACUGUAGUUUGGCUUCAGAUAACCAGUUGAGCUUUGAUAGGAAUCAUCUGCGUGGAGAAAGAAAACAUUCCCUGCCCAGCCCAUUCAUAUGAAGAGUCUGGUUCUUCCCCCACUCUUGAACGAUGAUAUUCAGACUAGGCGUUGACGUUAUGGUAAGAAAGGAAAAAAAUGUAUAUGUAUACAAAAAUAGACAAAUCCAAGGCUGCGAGGUGAACGAGUGCGUUUGGAGUCCACAAAACCAAAAUCCACGUCGAACAAAGCGAAGUCCGUAUACAGUGACUUUUUAGAUAACCUGUGUGUGCGUGUGUCUGUCCGUUGCGUGUGAGCCCCCAACCCUGUUUUCCUGUGAAUAUACUUUGAAUGGCAGCCAUUCUGCUCACAUUAACCACACAUUUGGAGCAAAUAUGGCCCUCUCAAGGUAAUUUAUUUUACGCAUUUACUGUUUACUGAACAAAUGUCUGACUGUAUACUCGGGUGUAUUCAGCAGCAUUUCCACAGCAGUCCCGUGUCUGCCAGCGAAGUUGUGCUCGAGGUAGAGGUUUUACUCUGCCCAUCACUGCAAUUUGCACAUUGCUCUGUGGACACUCGGAGGCCUGGUUCUGUUCCCUGUAAAUGGAAAUGUGCUCUGAACCUGUCUGCUUCCCUCGGCUGCUCCUGGCCCUGAGUAUCAGCCCCCAGGGGGUGUCCACAACCACUUGGGACAGAAGACGAAGGUGGAACUUCAGACAGAAGCUUAAUUGGAUCUUCAGUGACAAGCUUGGACUAGCUGGAGCCCAGAUGUCGGCUGUGCCCAGAAUUGCCAGGAGGGUUUGGCAGACACCACAGGGCUUACCUCCCUCUGCUGAAUGAGGCCCAGUGUAUGCAAGAAAGCUGGUGUGUGGCAAGAACGGGCGGGAGUGCCUCAGCAGCCCUCAGAAGCCUUUCCUUCCACCAUCUAAAAAAAAAAAAAAAUCCCAAACUCACUGAAGUGUCUCCAAGAUCAAGUUUUACCAAAAUGAACCCUUCUAGAGUUAACUGAUCAAAUGGAGAAUUCUGGCCCUCUCAAGUUUCCUUCCCCAGUUAGAGUGGGGAACUGGUCUGAGCGUUAACUGUUGGGUUCACUGCAGCGUCCUACCUUAAAGGCACAAGAAGAGUGGAACCGGUGGAGCUGGUUUUAUUCCAGUGGUCACAGUCAGGGCCCUGCUACAGGAGGCCACCCUACAAGGAGACGCAUGGCAGUGGGUAGUUGAAGGACUGCUUAGGGGGUCAGGGGGAUUUGACUGAGUCUGGUUUUCCAGGUGAAUGAGAAGGAAGGGGUUGGUUGAGGGUUUGGUGCUACAGUCGGAAGAUUUGCAAAUGCUAACACAUUCCUAUGUGAGGCACAUCACCAUUUGUCAGUUAUUGUGAAUAUGUGUAUUUUAAGCAAUAAGAUUCAGCUGGUCAGACUUUUCUGGGCAGUCUCGGUGACGCGUUUUCUGUGCUGUGAUUGUUCUGAAGACAGAGUGGGUCUAACCACUGUGAGAAGCCCAAAUAAAAUGGAUCCCAAAAAUGCUA